Saprolegnia parasitica CBS 223.65 is the source of this 1197-nucleotide messenger RNA. RefSeq lists its product as hypothetical. The transcript is spliced from 4 exons. NCBI's taxonomy places the organism in Eukaryota, Oomycota, Saprolegniomycetes, Saprolegniales, Saprolegniaceae. The record is from RefSeq and is a predicted model, not a curated record. The coding region runs from base 13 to 1137 and encodes 374 amino acids.
GAUUGGCCCAGAAUGACAGACACGGACGCAGCGACGACUCUCCCGUCGCUUGAGGACCUCAAGAUGAUCAACGAGAUCGCCGAGCUCCUCGAUGAUGCGGGCUUGGCGUCCGCGUCGCCAACGCCGUCCGUCAAGAGUGACGACGCGCCGGCGGCCAAGAUCGUCAAGACGCAGCACUAUUACCGCAAGCGGCAAAAGGACGAACGCCAGUACCUCCACGACCAAGUCAAGGAGCUGAGCUCCAAGCUGUCUGUGCUCACGACCAUGAAGACGCUCGAAGCCGAUCAGUGCUCGCACUGGGAAAAGGUCGCCCGCACGCAGAAGCUCGGGUCGCAAAAGGCGGCGCUCGAGAACGCGCGGCUCAAACGCGCCCUCGAGGACCAGCUCAAGCUCGCCGAGGCUCUCGACCAGCUCCUCGUCAAACGCCCUCGCCUUGCGACGUUUCCGACCAUGGACGUGAUCGACUGGAAGCUGCGCAAGCUGCCCAUGGAGCCCAGUGCGCGCGAGACGAGCUUCCACGCGAUGUUGAAUGACGCGUACGACCACGUCGACACGAAUUUUCUCCAAAAGGGACUGUACGACUCGAUGGACCACCUCCGGUCGCUCGACGUGUCGGCCAACGAGACGGACGAUGCGAUCGUCAUUGACGUCCAGAGCGUCCGCCAGAUCGCGAGCAACUAUUUAACGUGCAGCCAAAACUUUUGGUCGCUCUUGAGCGAGCACGAGUACCUCAACCUCCCCAACGCCCACCUCCAAGUGCUCGAGCACUUUGGCUCUGACGGCAUCUACUUUCGGCAUCGCGCCCUCAUGCCGCAGAAGAACCCGUACUCGCAGCUCCUCUGGGGCGUCAAGCGCUUCUACGAGAAGAAUCGUGUCGUACUCGUCUUCAAGACGGUCCUCGAGGACCAGCGGUAUCCGCCGGUGCCCGGCCUGUACAUUGGCAACCACACGGCCGCGAUCAUCAUUGAAGCAGUCGACGAGAUGUGGACCUGCCGACGCAUGCACAUGCUCGGCCAGCUGCCUGUCGAGCCGCCCAAGCAAAGCCCGCUCUCAUCGAACCCGAGCCACUUGAUCUGCGACUUUAUCUUGCACCAAAUAUCGCCGACGUUUGACGCGAUCGAGAGCUUGAUCGUUUAAGAAGCACCGAAUGUUUGGCUCUCUUAUUCUAAACUCGUGGCUUCAAUGACAUAUCUACAC